AUAAUCUAAACAAGAAACCCUAGGGGACCAUGGUUGGAAGUGGAGAACGUUGUGCAUCCUCCAACCUGCGAGCUGGUGAUAGUUGGAGUUAUAGUAUAAACUCUAAUGAGAGUAUUGUAGGUAGAAGAAAAAAGAGAUGGGUCUUCCCAAAAUGCUGUUGCGGGUCUGAUGCUGUUCUAUUCAUGUCUGGGACCAAAAGUAAUACGAAUAGGUUAUUCUUACGGUGCCCUAAAUUCAAGACUGCAGAAGGAUGUCGCUCAUUUUUUGUAUGGCUAGAUGAUUAUGUCUCUUCCUUUAAUGAGCAUUUUUCGAAGACAACAUCAAAAAGGGUAUUGCAGAAGAACCAGCAGCGAUUUGAAGGCCUUAGUGAUGCGGUGGAUGACAAAGUGGAAGAGUUAGAAAUGAGGCUGAUUGGAUUAGAAAAUCAAUUGGGAAAGAGAAAAGAGUAG
Messenger RNA from Arachis duranensis, 449 nucleotides. RefSeq lists its product as uncharacterized. NCBI's taxonomy places the organism in Eukaryota, Viridiplantae, Streptophyta, Magnoliopsida, Fabales, Fabaceae. The transcript is spliced from 2 exons. The record is from RefSeq and is a predicted model, not a curated record. Bases 30 to 449 code for a protein of 139 amino acids.